AUGGCAAGCUUUCGUUCCAGCUACACUGAGCUCAAGCUAGCCCUCCUGGUGGGCAUAUGCGGCGGAGUUCCCAAUCCAGGGACCGAGAAGGAAGUCUUGCUCGGAGACGUCAUUAUUAGCAAGACGGUGGUUCAAUAUGAUUUUGGCCGGCAGAAUCCUCACCGUUUUACGACUAAAGACACUCUCGACGAUAGCCUCGGCCGACCCAACAAGGAUAUUCGCUCACUUCUCGCCUCACUCGAAACGGAACGGACUUUCGAACGCCUUGAGCGACGUACGGCUGAGAUCCUUACUGGUAUCCAGCAAACCGCCGCACAAGCUGGACGAAAGCGGACUCGGUACCCGUACCCUGGAGCAGCCCAAGAUGGACUCUUCAGUCCGAACUAUGAGCAUAGACACCGAGAUGACGCCGACUGUGGCUGCGACCAUACAUGGAUUUGCGACACAGCGCCGGAUGCUUCGUGCAUUGAGCUUGAAUGCGACAAAACUCACCUCGUGCUCAGGGAGAGUCUCGAAAUCAAAAAGCAACUAGAGCGCGAGGGCAAUACUGCAGAGGCCCAAGAGCCGCACAUUCUCAUUGGGAGAGUCGGAUCGGGUAAUGCCGUGAUGAAGUCGGGCGCGCAUCGCGACGAAAUUGCUCAGAGAUACAACCUCAUUGCCUUCGAGAUGGAGGCCGCCCGAGCUUGGGACGAGGUGCCAUGCGUCGUCGUAAAGGGGGUUUGCGACUAUGCCGACAGCCACAAGAACAAGAAAUGGCAGGCGUUCGCGGCUGCUACAGCGGCCUCCUCAAUGAAGGCUCUGCUCGAGUUGUACAUCCAAACUGAUUCGCCGGGGAACUCCAGAGUUGAGUGCUCCAGCAAGAGCAAGCUCGCGUCAAUCGUUGUUGAGAGUGCUUUAAAAUCUUCUCCGACAGCGACGGUGUACUUCUACUGCUCCCGAAAUCCAGCGGAGCCCGGGCGCUCUGAUCCUACCAGCAUAUUAGCUAGCAUUGCGAGACAACUUGCGAUGCCCCAACCUGGCGGGGAGAUUCUUGAUGCCGCAGUUGAGGCAUACAAAAAGUUCGAAGAAAAUGCCUUUGCCUCUAAGUCUAUGACACUUGCCCAAAGCCGAGAGCUCAUUCAAAAACUGCUGGAAAGCUAUCGAGGCCAGCCAAUCACACUUGUUAUCGACGCCCUGGAUGAGUGUGACAAGGACACCCGACAAAAUCUUCUGGAUGCGCUCGUGUCUUUGCUCGAAGCACCGACUACCUUAAAGGUCUUUGCCACCAGUCGCGAUGACUGGGACAUCGUGAAAGAGCUGGACAAGUAUCAAAACCUGUACCUGUCAUCAGACCGCAACUCCGGGGAUAUCAACCUGUUUGUGCGAUCGGAAACCGAACGUCUUGUCGAAAGAGGCUCUCUGUUGUGGGGAAGUACAAGAAAGGAGGAACUUCGCGACAAGAUUAUACACGAGCUAAUUUCCAAUGCCCAUGGAAUGUAA
Molecule: messenger RNA, 1479 nt
Organism: Colletotrichum chrysophilum
Lineage: Eukaryota; Fungi; Ascomycota; Sordariomycetes; Glomerellales; Glomerellaceae
Exons: 3
Coding region: 1-1479 (492 amino acids)
Biological process (GO): nucleoside metabolic process
Molecular function (GO): catalytic activity
Source: RefSeq, a predicted model, not a curated record